Ciona intestinalis (vase tunicate) is the source of this 3070-nucleotide messenger RNA. The record is from RefSeq and is a predicted model, not a curated record. NCBI's taxonomy places the organism in Eukaryota, Metazoa, Chordata, Ascidiacea, Phlebobranchia, Cionidae.
GGCUUAAAAACUGUCUCUAAUUGGUAUUAGGCAAAUGUUUAGGUCUUAGUAUGAGCAGUAGUAAUAUCUUAGACGAGGAAAACGACAACGAGGACAAUGGGUCGCACGAAAGUCGACCAAUAUCGGCGAUUGCCCCUUCUGUUCGAAUACAGGAAGAAAGCCAGGUGGAAAUAACUGCAAGUCCGGCUUUCCAAUGCCUAGAAGAGUUAUUCGACGCUGGAAAAGUAACUGGAACACGAAUGGCUGAACUAAAGUCCAAAUAUACCGCAAUACACGAUAUGUUGAAACACACAAGAGAAUCGGAAACAAAAUUACUCGAAGAUGCAAAAAAUUUCACAAAUGAACUUGAAAAACAAAGACAAGAAUUGGAAAAAGCUGACCACUUCCCUGAAAACAUUGACACCGAAGUUGGAAAGCUCAGACAAGAUUUACUGAAGCGACAUAAUGACAUACAACAGAUAGAAGAGAGAGAAUAUGAACUGCAUUAUAAGAUAGACUCGCUUGAAGAAGAAUUUCGUUUACUGAAGCGUGAGUAUGAACGAAUACCGAAGCAAGAUGAAGUUGAAGCUAAGAAAAGAGAAAUUGAAAAUCAAACUGAACAACUCAAGAAAGAAAAUGCUCAGAGGAUAUUGGAACUUAAGAAUUUAAGGGAAGACCUUGAAGCAAAAGAUCGGCAAAAUGGUCUCGAUGCAAAAGAACUUGAAACUAAGAUAGAAGAAAGGGAAGGAUUGAAAAACAACCUUGUUCAAAUUCAUGGGGUGCCCACGCAGUUAUCAAAGGAGAUUGAUAAAAUAAAUAAACAAAAAAUUGACGUCACAAAGCGACAAUCUGAGCUCUCGGUCCAAUUUGGCAACCUCGAGUCUGAGAUGAAAAUGAUUGAAGGAAAGAGAGUGAGGAUUGAGGAGGAAAAACGAGAAGUGGAAGAUGAGUUGGACUUCCAAAGAUCAAUUCUGGAGGGAAAAGAGCGAGAGUACGAUAAGUUGAUGAAGGAUUUCGAUUUUGAGAAAGAGAGAGAAGCAGUUUUGCUUGGGGAUAGAGCAUCUCUUGACCUUUCAUUACGCCACACACAACUUGAAAAGAAGACGGGGCAUGACACGCUGACGAGAAAACAAAGAGAAAAGGACAGAGAUCUUCGUCAACUGAAAAAGCUUGAACAGCAGUUAAAAGUCACCUCAGAUGCUUUGAGUCACCAACAAACUAUCUAUGAUAAAGUAAAGGACCAGUCUUUGUUAUUCCCAAAAGACGAUGGUUCUUUAUAUGAGAAGAGAAAGCAAUUACAAGCUGAAGUUGAUGAAGCCAAGAGAAAACAUGGACAACAGAACUCCUUGACAUCAGUGGAGCAAGGAAAAGUUGAAGACUGCAUCUUGGAAGAAGAGAGGUUGAUCAAGCAGCAGGAGGAGCUUAGAGGAGUUGUAGUUGAUCUGACGAGACUCGCACAGAUCAAGGCUGAUGAACGGGAACAAAAAGCUCGAGAUUUUAUGAGAGCCGAUCAACGCUACCACCGAGCGGAGCAAGAGCUCAAGAGCAAACAGCUUGUGAUAAACGACCACAAGAAGAAGAAUAUUGAAGUUCAGGUCAGGUUACAAGAGUUCGCGAAGCUGUAUGACGUAAUUAAGAAUGAACGAAACAAGUGCGUCAACCAAAUACAAGCUUGUACACAGAAGUCUGCAGAAAUGAAAGAAAAAAUCAAAAUUCUUGCAAACGAAAUUGAAAUAUUAAGAACAACUGUAACCAAUAUUGAAAGAAAUCUACAAAAAGCUCGCUUGAAGAAGAUGAACUCUCUUGUGGUCCGUGACUCUCUUCGUAACGAGAGAUCAAAAGCUCUGAGUCUGGAAGCAGAACUUAUUGAGAAGAGAGAACAAUUAAAGAUGCAGAUUGGGAAGUUAAACACAUUGAAUAAUCAAGCUGAAGAAGGCAUGGUCCAACUGAGGAAGAAAUAUGAAACUGCAGUUCAACAUAGGAAUGACAGAGGAGUCCAGUUAGUAGAGAGAGAGGAAGAAGUGUGCAUCUUCUAUGAGAAGUUCAACAUCCAGGAGACAAUGAUCAGGAACGGAGAUGUUGCCGUGCAAACAAUGGAAGAAGAGAUAAGGUUCCUGAGAAUGCAGAACGCAGAAGAACAAAGACAGAUAAACCUUGGACGGAAAAAUCGGCCGAACUUGAAACAUCUUAAUGAUGAACUUGUUACAUUGCAAAUACAAUUAUCCCAAUGCCAAGAUCGGAUGAAGGAAUUAGAAAAAGAGCUUGAGGAUCCAGAUCGCCCUGGAAGAGUUCGUCUUCUCCAAGGAAAAGAUCCAAGUCCAACAGAGUUGAGAUCAAUGGUUGAAAACCUCGAAAUUCGAUUGGCUGAGAAAGAAGAGCAACUAUUGGAGCGUGACUUGAUUUUUGAGCAAGACUCUCGAUUGGCUGAUAGAGUUCAAAACAAAGUUGAAGUCGGAAAAAAUGAUUCACUUAGUCUUGCUAAGAAGGUUAAUGGGUUCCAAUCACGUAUAAAAGACGUAACACGAAAAAUGAUGUCUCUUGUCUCUGAGUUGGCUAUGAAGCAAGCUGAAACAAUGCAACUGCAGCAGAAAUGCAAAUCAAUGCAUGUAGAUCUACAACAAGGGUAUACAAGAAUGGAACAAGGAGAGCCACCUAGUGAUGAGAUAUACUUGGAGUGGGAGAAGUUGGUUUCUAUGGAUAUGAGGAAACGAAAUGAAGACGCAGAGAGAGCAAUGGCUGACCAAGAAGAGCAGCAAUACCAGCUUGUAGGAGGAACAGCAACCACAGCUGAGCCCAGACCCAAUGCAUAUAUCCCAGAAGACGAAACAGAGCUCCCAAUACCUCGUCCCUACGGGUCACUUGCGCCAUUUAAGCCAACAGAACCAGGCUCAUCGAUGCGACACAUACGUAAACCAGUUUUGCGCCCAAUUGAAAUUUAACUUUUUUUUGUAAGAUCAAACAAUCCAAAAUUUUGAUUUUCAGUGAAAAAUAUAUAUUUUUCUUGCACGUUUAAAUUCUUGUAUUCGUUUUGAACUGAAUUUUAUUGAACAGUAUGAUUGUUUUUGAUUAAACAAUUUUGAAAGACAGAAAA